This is a messenger RNA of Melopsittacus undulatus (budgerigar), 1806 nucleotides long. RefSeq names its product chromaffin granule amine transporter. Gene Ontology annotation, biological process: aminergic neurotransmitter loading into synaptic vesicle; transmembrane transport. Gene Ontology annotation, cellular component: synaptic vesicle membrane; terminal bouton. Gene Ontology annotation, molecular function: serotonin:sodium:chloride symporter activity. Lineage: Eukaryota; Metazoa; Chordata; Aves; Psittaciformes; Psittaculidae. The record is from RefSeq and is a predicted model, not a curated record.
AUGCCACCGGCUGCAGAGCACAUGCCCUGGCGCUGGCUGGCAGCAGCGAGGGCAUCCCGGAGGCUGGUGCUGGUGGUGGUGUUCGUGGCGCUGCUGCUGGACAACAUGCUGCUGACUGUUGUGGUCCCCAUCGUCCCCACCUUCCUCUAUGCAACAGAAUAUGAAGGUGCCAACAGCUCCACUGCCCCAGCUCAGACUGAAACAGCUCCUCCAGCCCUGAAAGCUCCUCCUUUCUCCUCCGUGUUCUCCUAUUUUGACAACACCACUGUGACUGUCUUGGUCUCCACUAGUGCCACGGAGCUGGUGAAUGGGACGGAGAGCAGCAUCCCACCAGAGCCCACUGCGAGCAUCCCACCAUCACCCAGCAGCUGCCCUGAUGGUGAAGAGUUCCUCGCCAAGGAAAACACCCGUGUGGGGCUGCUGUUUGCCUCCAAGGCUCUGGUGCAGCUGAUGGUGAACCCGGCCGUGGGUGUCCUGACCAACAGGAUAGGAUACCACAUCCCCAUGUUCAUCGGGUUCGUCACCAUGUUCCUCUCUACAGUCAUGUUUGCCUUCUCAGGCACCUACACCCUGCUGCUCAUCGCCCGAGCGCUCCAAGGCAUCGGGUCAUCGUUCUCAUCAGUCGCAGGCUUGGGCAUGCUGGCCAGCGUGUACACGGACGACUUCGAGAGGGGCAACGCAAUGGGCAUCGCACUUGGAGGCUUGGCCUUGGGUGUGCUGAUUGGGGCCCCCUUUGGCAGUGUGAUGUAUGAAUUCGUGGGGAAGUCAUCUCCUUUCCUGGUCCUGGCAUUCCUCUCCCUGUUGGAUGGAGCUCUGCAGCUCUGCACACUGCAGCCCUCCAAGAUCUCCCCUGAGGUGAGUCCAUAGGAGAGUGGUGACGUGAAUGAAGUGGAGGGGAGCAUGCACCUAUGAAUUCCAUGUAUUCCCCAUGGAUACACAUGCAGCUCUGAGCUUAACCCCCCUUUGCCAUCCCACAGAGCACCAAAGGCACACCAGUCCUCACCCUGCUGCGAGACCCCUACAUCCUGGUUGCUGCAGGUAAAGCUGGGUAUCAGCACACACCGUGCCCCUGGUGACUGAGGAAAUCCCUUCGUGCUGCUUGAAACAGUGGCUAAAAUAGAGCAUUUCUCCCUUUUCUCCCCAUCAGGAGCCCUCUGCUUCUCCAACAUGGGGGUGGCCAUGCUGGAGCCCACCUUGCCCAUCUGGAUGAUGCAGACCAUGUGCUCCCCAAAGUGGCAGCUAGGGAUGGCAUUCCUCCCUGCCAGUGUAUCCUACCUCAUCGGCACCAACCUCUUUGGGAUUCUGGCUAACAAAAUAGGCCGGUGGCUGUGCUCCCUGAUCGGCAUGGUUGUGGUGGGAAUCAGCCUCCUUUGUGUACCUCUGGCCAAGACAAUUUAUGGGCUGAUUGCCCCAAACAGUGGGCUUGGCUUUGCCAUAGGCAUGGUGGACUCCUCAAUGAUGCCCAUCAUGGGCUACCUCGUGGACCUUCGCCACACCUCCAUCUACGGCAACGUCUAUGCCAUAGCUGAUGUCGCCUUCUGCAUGGGCUUUGCGAUUGGCCCAUCCACAGGCGGUGCGAUCGCACGUGCUAUCGGCUUCCCCUGGCUGAUGGUCAUCAUUGGUGUCAUCAACAUUGCCUACGCUCCUCUGUGCUGGUACCUGCGCAACCCCCCAGCCAAAGAGGAGAAGAUUGCAAUCCUAAGCCAGGAAUGCCCCAUGCAAACCAAAAGCUACACGGCCCAGAAAACCCUGCGUGAUUUCCCUCUCACAGAUGACAGUGAUGUGGAGGCAGAACACAUGGAAUAG